AUGGCCGAAACCAUCCACUUCAUACUGCUGUUAGUGCUUCUAUUACUACCAUUCACAUCUGCACAGAGCAAUACUGAUUACCCGUAUGGAGACAAUGCGAAAAUCAGUCCACGGGUUGUAAUUAUUAUGGCGGGGUUAAUCUGCGCAUUUCUGUUCAUGGUUGUUCUGGCUAUUUAUAACCGGCGAUGUUUUUCUGAUGCACGAAGUAGAGGUGAUAGUGUUCAGAGUACUGACGAUGUUACAACAACAAGAAAAGAAGGACUUGAUUCAACUGUUAUUAAAACGUUCCCGGAGUUUGUAUACCCAAAUGUUAAGAAUUUCAAGAUGAUUGAUACUGAAGAAACUGCAGUGCUAGAAUGUGUGGUUUGUUUAAGUGAAUUUGAGGACGAAGACGUGCUGAGACAAUUACCUACAUGUCUCCAUUCUUUUCAUAAAGAUUGCAUUGAUAUUUGGUUUGUUUCUCAAUCUACUUGUCCAGUUUGUCGCUAUAAUCUCAAACAAAUUGCUCCCGGAAUCGCACUCAAUGCCGACGAUGAUGUAGUAAUUGAUGUAUUGGAAGGUGAUGAAAACCGCACCGAAAUGGCAACAUAG
This is a messenger RNA of Papaver somniferum (opium poppy), 591 nucleotides long. RefSeq names its product RING-H2 finger protein ATL39-like. The coding region runs from base 1 to 591 and encodes 196 amino acids. The record is from RefSeq and is a predicted model, not a curated record. The transcript has a single exon. NCBI's taxonomy places the organism in Eukaryota, Viridiplantae, Streptophyta, Magnoliopsida, Ranunculales, Papaveraceae.